Molecule: messenger RNA, 2668 nt
Organism: Trifolium pratense (red clover)
Lineage: Eukaryota; Viridiplantae; Streptophyta; Magnoliopsida; Fabales; Fabaceae
Product: casein kinase 1-like protein 3
Exons: 10
Coding region: 1797-2366 (189 amino acids)
Biological process (GO): endocytosis; signal transduction; peptidyl-serine phosphorylation
Cellular component (GO): cytoplasm; nucleus
Molecular function (GO): ATP binding; protein serine/threonine kinase activity
Source: RefSeq, a predicted model, not a curated record
UAUUACAUAAGAUGUUUGCAUAAGCUCAAAAAUAAGCUAAUCCAAACGGGCCCUUAGUUCUUUUCCUUGUCUCAAUGCUACCAUUCCUGAGCGUGAGUAGAGUGUGUUAAGAGUAGGUCUGAAAAUAAUUUUAUAAGUGGGUGUUAGGACUGUUCAUGGUUCAGUUCAGACAGAAAACUAAACCGAACCAUAACAAUGUUUCAGAAGAACCGAACCGAAAUGCUAUAGUCUUCUCCGAACCGAACUGAACUGGAUUAAUGGUUCGGUGAACCGGUUCUUAGUUUCGAACUGAACCAAACUGUUGUCAUACAGUUUUUUCCCAAACCAUUUUUUUGGGUGAACCGAACUGUUUUUAAGACAUCCUUAUGUUGCUAGUAAUAAUAUAACAUCAUAUUUAAAGCUUUACCACAAGAUGUAUUCUGGCCUUCUAUGAUGCUUGAAUUUCAUUUGGACUGUAACUCUAUUCUAUUUUAGCUGACUGAAAAUUUAUCAUGCAAAUGUAAUCACAAAGCUGCCAUAUUCUGUGUUUUUGGUAUCUUAUGAAGACUUGUUCUCUCCAUAUGCAAGUUUUUGGUAUGUUAUGAAGACUGGUUUACUAACUCUUCCUUUGUUACAGGCUCAAACGGUUGAGAUAAUACUAUGUAUGUUACUUUAGAAUAUUUUCUGUCCCUAAAUCUAAAAAAAUGAGGUGAAAAAUAUAUGGUUAAAAGUCAAUUUUUUGCUUCUAUCAAAUAGACACAUUGAAUGUCUUGAUCUUAAUUUGUGUGAUUGAUUCAGCUGAGGCAUGAUGCACUAAAUAUGGCAGGGCCUGAAGCUAGUUUUAGACCACAGGAAGAGACCUAUAAUGCAAAGUUGUUAAACUGCGGUUAUAGCGGCUCUAUUGUGUAGCAGAAUUUUAAUUAAUCACUAUUGUUCUGUGUUGCGCUAUUUAGUAUGAAGUGUUGCAAAUGCUGGCGUCACAGAUUUUGAACAAACCAAAUUUUCCAAGAUCCGUGAUUGACAAUACUGAUAAUGAAAAGUAAUAACCUGACUUACCUAUGAUGGCCUGUGGUUUGUUACUGGAACUUUUUGUCUUGAAGUUUAUAUGUGUCUACUUGGGAUUGUUGACCUUCGUUCUGUUGUCAUUGGCUUACCUAAAGAUCUAUGAUCUAUCCAGGGACAUGGCUUCCAUUAGAGUUUUUUACUUUGAGAAAUGUGGUAAGAUGUAGUUUGCUUACCAAAUAAUCAAUAAUUCUUACAAGGGGAUUGAACCGAAUGGGAGCUAAGAGCCCUCCCUCGUGCGUGGCCUUCACGCAUCAAUUCGGCUGCAAGUCGCUGCGUGGCCUUCACGCCCGCGUCGCCUCUCCUCAGGUCUCCUUCGUUCCCUUUUCGUUCUGUAAGCUUUUCGCGUUCUCCUUUUGGGAUCGUCUGGAUUCGGCAGAAAGGUUUGUGCAGAAAACUUUCGAUUUCUAUCUCCUUUUCAAUUUCCUUUUUGAUCUCCUUUUCAAUUUCCUUUUCGAUUUCCUUUGUCUCCUUUUUGAUAUAUAUGGAUGGGUUUGGGUUUCGUUUUCAUUCAUUCGCUUUCUCUCUCUCUCUCUCUCGCUCUCUCUUUCUUUGUUGUUUGUUUUGGGGUUGUCUCAGAUGGCUGGUAGGUUUGUGCGAUGCAGUGCCCGGAAGAACUUCCUGACGUUUCAAGGUCUGGGUCGCAAGGAUUUGGGAGGUAACUGGUUAUCUGAGUUCGUCUUGAUUCCAAGAACUUCUUGGAGUUUCAAGGUCAGGGUUACAAGGAUUUGGGAGGUGACUGGUUAUCUGAGGGAAUGGUUCUUCUUGAUGCUAAGGGUGGAAAAAUUCACACUACUGUUCGGAAGCAGCUGCUAUACCUGUUUCAGAGGAAGUUGGAGAAAAGACUUGUCUAUGUUUUGUUUGUGGUUGAUGCCAAGCUUACGAGGAUAGAAUUUCUACAUUCGAAGGGAUUACUGCACAAAGAUAUCAAACCAGAUAAUUUCCUCAUGGGUCUUGGGAAGAAAGCAACUCAGGUUUGUAUGAUUGAUUUUGGACUUUCAAAAGGAUAUAUGGAUCCUAUCAGUUACAGGCAUAUCCCUUACAAAGAGAACAAAAACUUAACAGGAACAGCGUGUUAUGCAAGUUGCAAUACUCAUAAAGGAAUUGAGCAAAGUCGCAGAGAUGAUUUGGAGUCUCUUGGCUAUGUUCUUUUGUACUUUUUAAGAGGAAGCCUUCCUUGGCAGGGUCUGCAAGCUGCCACCAGAAUGCAAAAAUAUGAAAAUUUUUACGAUAUGAAGUUCUCAACUCGUGUUGAGGUACUUUUGCAAGUCAUAUCCCAUGGAGUUUGCGUCUUACUUUCAUUAUUGCCGCUCCUUGUCAUUUGAUCAACGACCAGAUUAUGGAUAUUUGAAGCGCCUGUUUCGUGAAUUGUUGUUCACUUCUAAAGGAUAUGAGGCUGACUAUUUAUAUGACUGGACGAUUUUAAAAUAUCAGGAGAUUAUACAGGCAAAGGAACAAAAUCUAUCAAUUGUGCGUGAUUCCUUAAUUUGCCGAGUUUGAAUUUCCAUUUUGAAAGUUUGUGAAGAUUAGUAAACUUAGUUAGGAUCAUUGUAUAAAGUGUACCUUACACUUAUUGUAAUCAACUUUUCUCAUUGUAUCAAUUCGAAAUAAUCAAUCUUUCUCUCAA